AUGGACCCUUCAGAAGUGGUCAUAUCCGCACUAAAGGACAGGAAUACAUAUCCCAAACGCGACGAGAUCGCAGCAGCUUUUCAUGAUACUGCCAGCAGUGUCAAAAAUGCAGAAUGGGUGCAAGAACAUCUACACCCUGACACGCUUCUAUCGCAAGAGGAAUUGAAACUGUAUUCGAAGCUCGAAGAUUCGGGAACUCUACGCACGCUUCUCGCCCACGCGAACUUCGAUUCCACGCGACCUUUCCUCGAUGGAGACCUUCAAGGGGCAAUCGAAGUGCUGAACACAUCCACGGCAGGAAUACAGAAGCAAACUGAUAUUCUGACGUCUCAGUAUGAUGUCUUGAGCCGACAGCAUAAGCGAAACAACGAUCGGGAAUCUAGACAAAAUAGGGAGAUGGAAAGGUUACGACGAAAACAUGACGCAGAAAGGCAGAAUACGGUUGUUGCGUUGAGUGAGUUGGCACAUGAAUUCGACGCCAAUCUGAAGAAUGAGGCGGAGAAAUCGACAAUGGACGGGAAAAAGAUACUCUCUGCCUUGGCGACGCAGUUGAAAAAGAACGACAAGCUACUGCCGGACCUUGAGGCGCUUGCGGCUAGGGUAAAGUCUUCUGAUGGUGAUGCCUCUAUCAUGAAGCGAACGUCAGCGUUAAGCACAGCCCUUGCUCAAUAUGUCGCCGAAGAAAUAUACUGCCGGCUUGACCGCUUGUAUUUGGAGAGAAUACUCAACAGCAGUGGAUCUGCUGCAGAUGGCCAAACGAACAAAGAAAUUGAGGCCGCAGUUGGCUUAGAACAAGAAAUGGAAUCUCUCUAUCCAGAAAUCGAUAUCUUGGCCGAUAUGUCGACUAAGCAACAGUUUGUUGAGCCCAUACUCCGGCAACUCCAGAAUCACCAUGGCGAGCUGCGAAUUGCAUCCCAUCAGAGACUCGAUUUGAUUCUGGAAACAAUCACAGAUAUGACGACACACAGAGAGAGCCUUAUUGCAACCCUGCAAAAUUGGGAGUCAUUUUGUGCCACGGUCGAGACCCUUGCCUCGAAAUAUCGAUCCGAGGUCGGUGACCAGAUCUUAGACUCGACCAGUUCAAGGCGGGAGACUAUGAGAAGGUUCUCUAGCCAACCUACUCCUAUGACGUCCCAGCCUGGGAGACAAUCCGAUUCUUUCCCAGAAUCCGAGGCAUUAAGUCUGCUCUUGCGCCGCCUGGGCCUAACAGCUGAGGCUGUCUUCCGGGCUGAGGAAGUCGACGGAGGGAUCCAGUCUUUAUUCCAACAGAGACAGCACAUGCUUGAUGGUUUACACGGUUAUGCCAUGGCGAGUGAUUCACCCCUGGUGGCCGAGCUUCUUCCCACAGACCAGGCAAUUAGGCUGCUUUUCUCUUCGUUGGAAGCUGACUCUCUAUGCACCGCCUCUCUAUCAAGUGUGGAGCAUGAGAGGAGCCUCUCGGUGCUCGAGUCAAAACUAAGCCGUAUUCAGAAAGGCAUUCAGAAUCUCAACCAGGAUGUUGUUUAUCAACGGGACAAGAACCAGGAAAAGUUCCUCGAGAAGUGGGGAUAG
Molecule: messenger RNA, 1551 nt
Organism: Aspergillus puulaauensis
Lineage: Eukaryota; Fungi; Ascomycota; Eurotiomycetes; Eurotiales; Aspergillaceae
Exons: 4
Coding region: 1-1551 (516 amino acids)
Source: RefSeq, a predicted model, not a curated record